Molecule: messenger RNA, 2269 nt
Organism: Anguilla anguilla (European eel)
Lineage: Eukaryota; Metazoa; Chordata; Actinopteri; Anguilliformes; Anguillidae
Gene: lhfpl3
Product: LHFPL tetraspan subfamily member 3
Exons: 4
Coding region: 1423-2103 (226 amino acids)
Biological process (GO): sensory perception of sound
Cellular component (GO): plasma membrane
Source: RefSeq, a predicted model, not a curated record
CUCAUGGCCAGCAGCUGCGAUGUGCAUGCGUGACACAUAUGCAAGAGCUCCUGUCCGCCUCUGAGUAGCCUGAACUCGUGCCACGACAAAAGGGAGAGGGAGGUUAGAGGUUUAUUUGCUAGCCUGUUAGCCUACAACUCGGUCGUGAGAUCAGUGCCCGAGCCGGGUCAGUUGGAGAUGCGCGCGGGUGCCUGGUGCGUGCGUCGCUGCGGGACCGUCUGCCUGCGCUGAAUUAUCGCUGCGCCUUUAUCGCUGUCACUUGACAGCACGACAGAACCUUUGUCCGACAGAGCGGUGGACCAAUCUUGAUAUUGAGCGACGGCUUGAUCAAGGAAAGCGGGCGAGAGUUACCAAGCAGGUUGCGCACCUCAAGCAAGCACAGACUCUACUUCACUUAACGUUAAAAACAGUGACCUUAUAAACGACAGGGAGCUUUUUAAUGAAUCACAGCUCAGACUCGGUUGUUUUUUCUAUCCUCCUUUCACUAAGCAUGUGAAACCAGGAUUAGCGAAGAUGGAUUGCAGCCUAAUGCUCCUGGUGCUGCUAUAAUAUAGGCUACACAACGCAGAGCAACUGUGGUGCAGAAGAACACAAUACUAGUGCCUAAGGACAGUCGGUUUGCCUUGAACACAGGUGUUUCUGAAAAUAUGCAGACGCAUAGCUAACAACCCGAGAGACGGACGAAGAAGUGAAGAAAAUAUCUGCACCACAAAUACAUGAACCGGCUGCUUUUCGUUUUUCUGCCUGCUUCAUUUUUCCGGCAUCACACUCAGUCGAAGGAAGCUGACGGUUGUUCGGAAAAAAAUAUCUCCGUGGCAACCACGAGUCUGCGUCUGAUCUCGAGGUAGACAUUAGAUUUGACUCCUGUGACAAUUUUAUAUUUUAUUAUUGCUGAUAUUAUCCUAAAGGAAAAGCUAUCCAAUAUUAUUCUCUGACUGUUGCAGGAUCUAUUAUGAUUUUCGGAACAUUGCAUGAAUGAUAAUGCAGUAGCCUAUGACUUGAUUCCCAUCAUUAAUUAUUUAUGACCGUAAGUUUCCUUUCAGCCUUAAUCUUGCACCCUGUGUGCUCAGUAACAGAGCCGCGGCGGGCGAGUACGAGUGUGUUAACGGUGACCCUGUCUGUCAGACCGUUAGACGUAGCUUGGCUAGCUACAGAAACACACCUAGCAUAUAAAGGGAGGGAACUGUUGGAUUGAUCAUUUUUAUGGGCAGCGAACAGGUAGAGUGCUCAUUGUGUACAAUCCAGACAGAUGCUCCGAGUAGUUUAGCUGGCAAUGAGUAAUUCACACUGACCGUUCGACAGGUGGACCAAGGAAAGACUGUGCGUAAAACGCGUCCUGUAGCUGAAGGUUUGUUGACGUUUGUCACACAUAACAAACCUGGUGUCAUUUUCGGACAAAUAUAAAUAUUUAAAAACUGAAUUAUGGUACCUGGGACUCCUGCAGCCAUGCUGCCAGCGUCGGAAGCUGCUAAGAUUUACCAGACUAACUAUGUCCGGAACUCCCGGGCCAUCGGUGUUCUGUGGGCCAUUUUCACUAUCCUCUUCGCUAUCGUCAAUGUGGUGUGCUUCAUCCAGCCGUACUGGAUCGGGGACGGCGUUGACACGCCGCAGGCAGGGUACUUCGGCCUCUUCCACUACUGCAUCGGCAACGGGCUGUCUCGGGAGCUGAAGUGUCAAGGCAGCUUCACGGAGUUCAGUUCCAUCCCCUCUGGCGCCUUCAAGGCCGCAUCCUUCUUCAUCGGCAUGUCAAUGGUCCUGGUCAUCACCUGCAUCGUCUGCUUCGCGCUCUUCUUCUUCUGUAGCACGGCCACCGUCUACAAGAUCUGCGGCUGGAUGCAGCUAGCCUCUGGCACCUGCCUGGUCCUGGGCUGCAUGAUCUUCCCUGACGGCUGGGACUCGGACGAGGUGAAGCGGAUGUGCGGGGAGCAGACGGACAAGUACACGCUGGGCGCCUGCUCGGUGCGCUGGGCCUACAUCCUGGCCAUCAUGGGCAUCCUGGACGCCCUCAUCCUCUCCUUCCUGGCCUUCGUUCUGGGCAACCGGCAGGACGGGCUGAUGGCCGAGGAGCUGCUGGGGGACGGCAAGGAGAGUGGAAAUGCCUAAAGCACAGACUGGUUUUGUUGCUGCCCAGUAGGGGGCAGUCUCAUGUUCCAGCUUAUAACCCACUACCCUGAGGGUGAGGGGCAAGGCUGUAGCUGUGGGAGGAGUCAAAAGGAAUGGUUGAAGCCGGGAGUCGCCUCGCAGCAACCACACCCCCCCCCCCCCCCCC